Messenger RNA from Benincasa hispida (wax gourd), 4087 nucleotides. Its product is annotated as Vps51/Vps67 family (components of vesicular transport) protein. Gene Ontology annotation, biological process: intra-Golgi vesicle-mediated transport. The record is from RefSeq and is a predicted model, not a curated record. NCBI's taxonomy places the organism in Eukaryota, Viridiplantae, Streptophyta, Magnoliopsida, Cucurbitales, Cucurbitaceae. Gene Ontology annotation, cellular component: COG complex; Golgi apparatus.
AGGAGAGUUUAGGCUUCUUCUUCCAGCAGGCUAGUUUCAGACAAUUGUGUAAAAUUUGGUGUAUAGAACGCAAAGCAAAUCCCAAAUCUGAAGCAAAAUCAACAAAAUGUUGUCCUGAUCUAAUCCAAUUCCAUUCCGGAGGCUGAAUUUUCUUGCGAUUGAUUCAUGACAUUGGCAUCUUCAUAGUCUCCGAUCCACACCAAUUCUCGAAUCAUCACAAGCGGCAGCCAUGGGAGUACCUUCAGCUUCCUCCAUUGACGGAGGUGGAGGUCACCGAGAUGCCGAAUCUCUCUUCCGAACAAAACCCAUUUCUGAAAUUCGGAAGGUUGAAUCCUCCACCCGUGCUCAGAUCCAAUCCAAGCAAGAGGAGCUACGGCAACUUGUCGGUAACCGUUACCGAGAUCUGAUCGACUCCGCCGACUCCAUCGUUCUUAUGAAAUCCACUUCCCAUUCAAUUUCAUCUAAUCUCUCUUCCAUUCACCUUUCUAUCCGUUCCCUUUCAUCUUCUGAUUCCCUCACGCAUCUUCCUUCUAAUAAUCAUGUUCGUGUUACCCUUUACGCCAUCGCUUGUCGGGUUAAGUAUCUUGUUGAUACCCCUGAGAAUAUUUGGGGUUGUCUUGAUGAGUCCAUGUUUCUCGAAGCUGCUGUUCGUCACCUUCGAGCGAAGCAUGUGCAACAAGCUUUGACGACCCACAAUGCCGAUUCCGACCGUAAGUUCCUCUCUAAUUUUCCUCUGCUUCAGCACCAUUGGCAGAUAGUGGAGAGCUUCAAAUCUCAGAUUUCGCAGCGUAGCCGUGAGAGAUUGCUUGAUCGUGGACUUGGGGUUGGAGCUUAUGCGGAUGCUUUGGCUGCUGUCGCGGUUAUUGAUGAGCUUGAGCCGAAGCAAGUACUCAGUUUGUUUCUUGAUACGAGGAAGUCUUGGAUUUCUCAAAAAUUAGGUAUGUGCGGGAGCAAUGCAGCUUGCUCUAUUGUUGUAUCCGUGUUCUGCGAGGUUUUGGCUAUAAUUCAGGUUAGUAUAGGACAGGUCGGUGAGUUGUUUUUGCAAGUUUUGAAUGAUAUGCCAUUGUUUUACAAAGUUAUAUUAAGUUCUCCACCUGCGUCACAAUUGUUUGGUGGAAUUCCCAACCCGGAUGAAGAAGUUAGGCUCUGGAAGUUAUUUAGGGAUACGUUAGAGUCAGUCAUGGUCAUGCUUGAGAAAGAUUACAUUGCUAGCACUUGUUCGAGUUGGCUAAGAGAAUGUGGAAGAGAGAUCGUUAGCCAGAUCAAUGGAAGGUUUUUGAUCGAUGCCAUUGGAACUGGCCAGGAUCUUGCUUCUGCUGAGAAAUUAAUAAGAGAGACAAUGGAAAGUAAGGAAGUCUUGGAAGGAAGUUUAGAUUGGUUAAAAAGUGUUUUUGGAUCUGAAAUUGAGUUGCCGUGGAGUAGAAUGAGGGAACUUGUUUUGGAAGAUGACUCAGACCUCUGGGAUGACAUAUUUGAAGAUGCAUUUGCUCGCAGGAUGCAAACUAUUAUUGAUUCAAGAUUCAUGGAAAUGAUUAAAGUAGUUAAUAUUGCAGAAUCGGUUCAUCUAACUGAGGACGUUUUAUAUAAUAAUGGGUACUUGAAUAGACCCUCUACAGGUGGUGGUGUUUGGUUUAUAGAGUUUAAUGCUAAGAAAACUUGUCCAACUGUGGGAGCAAAAGCAUCUGUAGAAGAGAGUGAUCUUAAUACUUGUAUCAAUGCUUAUUUUGGUCCAGAAGUCAGUCGUAUCAGAGAUGCAUUUGAAAACUGUUGUCAGAGUGUGCUUCAGGAUCUUCUAAGUUUCAUAGAAUCUCCAAAGGCAUCAAUAAGGUUAAAAGACCUGGCACCUUAUCUACAGAAUAAGUGCUAUGAAAGCAUGUCAACCAUAUUAAUAGAACUGGAAAAAGAGAUUGAUAAUCUAUAUAGUAACAUGGAAAAUAGUAGGACUGCUAGUCAGCCUGUUAGUCUUGCUCCGCUUGUUGAGAGAUCAAUUUUCAUUGGUCGUCUCCUGUUUGCAUUUCAAAAUCACUUGAAGCACAUUAGUGUCAUCCUUGGUUCACCAAAAUUUUGGGUAAAUGACACACCAUCCUCUGUUUUUGAUAAGCAUUCUUCAUUACUGCGACAGUCCAAAGGUGUUCCUGAUUCUGCUCUGUAUGUUAAUUCUCCUGGAAGACAGAUGUCUACAGACUCUAGAAGACAAACGUCACUAGCCACAGCUGCUUUGCUUGGAACUAAAGAAAGUGCAAGCCCAAAACUAGAAGAACUGAAUAGGGUUACUCAUGAUCUUUCUGUAAGGUCUCAUAGCUUGUGGAUGUUAUGGUUAUGUAAUGAGCUUUCUGCAAUUCUCUCUAGAGAUCUUUCUCAAGAUGAUGCCCUACUUUCAGCAACUCCCUUGAGGGGCUGGGAAGAGACAAUAAUCAAGCAAGAACAAUCUGUGGAAGGUCAAUCAGAUAUGAAAAUUGCUCUUCCAUCAAUGCCUUCCCUUUAUAUAAUUUCCUUUCUGUUCCGUGCAUGUGAAGAAAUUCACAGGAUUGGGGGUCAUGUUCUAGAGAAGAUAAUUAUUCGAAAAUUUGCAACAACCCUACUGGAGAAGGUUAUAGGUAUCUAUGGGCACUUCAUUUCAUCUAUGGAAGUUGGCGGGCCGCAAGUGUCAGAAAAAGGUGUAUUGCAGGUUCUGUUGGAUAUAAGGUUCACUGCUGAUAUUUUAUGUGGGGCUCAUUCUAAUAUGAGUGAAGAGUUGUCCAAAAACCCAAGGGCAAAGUAUGCCCUCAGAAGGAAGCAGGAUAUGAGUGAGGAAAAAUCAGUUGUUAGAGACCGUGUGAAUGCGUUAACAGAUCGUCUUUCAAAAAGGCUUGAUCCUAUUGACUGGCAAACGUAUGAGCCAUAUCUCUGGGAAAAUGAAAGACAGACAUAUCUUCGACAUGCUGUCCUUUUUGGAUUCUUUGUGCAGCUCAAUAGAAUGUAUACAGACACUGUUCAGAAAUUGCCAAGCAAUUCGGAGUCCAAUAUCAUGAGAUGCAUGACUGUUCCUCGUUUUAAAUAUCUUCCCAUCAGUGCUCCAGUCUUGUCAUCAAAAGGAGGAAUGAAGGCGACUGUUCCAACACCUUCGGAUGAUAUCUCCUCGAGAAACUCCUGGAAAGCUUUUACGAAUGGGGAGCUUCCUCAAAAAAUAGAUUUAAAUGAUAACUCCAGUUUUGGGGUAGCAGCACCGUUGUUUAAAUCUUUCAUGCAGGUUGGAAGCAGAUUUGGAGAGAGCACUCUAAAACUUGGGUCCAUGUUGACUGAUGGCCAAGUUGGCAUAUUUAAAGAUAGAUCAGCAGCUGCAAUGUCUACAUUUGGUGAUAUUCUACCCGCACAAGCUGCAGGUCUUCUCUCUUCCUUCACUGCUUCCAGAUCAGAUUCUUGACGUUCUUCUAAAUGCAUACAUAAUUUUGAUCAAUAUCGGGUUAUAAUGACCACUAAAAAGCAACGAAACAUUCAAACAUUCAUGGGCAUUAAAGAAGAUACGUAGCAGUCCCAAGUUUUGAUGGUAACUCCAGAAUCUAGAUGAGGUAUUAGUACUCUAGAGCCUAUAGACAAGCUUUUUUCCUGUGUUACGAAACCAAACUGCGAUCAACCACCAACAGAGGCAAAUUGAAGGCAGAAGUAUACUACGGAAUACGUCUAUUGGCCAGUGAGAGGCAAAUUACAGGUGACAAGUCUCCAGCUAGAUCUUCCAAAUUAUAUUUUUCUGAGUGUUCUCUUACAAAUAAGUGUACCAUAUGUAAUGUGGAUAAGAUUGAUGGAUCCUUUCUGAACAAAUAUUGCCAAAGAUCAAUUAUAUGUGGGAUAAAAGAAUAAUGUCUAUAGGAGGGGAAUACUUUGAAAUAUGUAUGUACAUGCAAAAUUUUCACAAAGGCAAAGGCCAGGCUUUAACGUUUAGAUUGGAAGGCGAAGAACAUUGUUGGAGUGUGGAUUCUUAUUUGUUUGGAUUCGUGCCAUAUGUAUAGGUAAAGGUAAACAAUCUACUCUUUUCUUUUCUCCAUUUCUUCUAGAGAAAGUAUAUGUAUAUGUUGUUUAUGUUUAGCCAACUUUGAUUUGUUGUUUUGAA